Quercus lobata is the source of this 1362-nucleotide messenger RNA. Its product is annotated as F-box/kelch-repeat protein At3g06240-like. The transcript has a single exon. Gene Ontology annotation, molecular function: protein binding. Bases 1 to 1362 code for a protein of 453 amino acids. Lineage: Eukaryota; Viridiplantae; Streptophyta; Magnoliopsida; Fagales; Fagaceae. The record is from RefSeq and is a predicted model, not a curated record.
AUGUCGAGGUCGAGAACGUGCAGCUUAAGUUUAAGGUCCGAUGAUUCGAAGUGGAGGUGGGGGCGGAGGUCGAGAAGUUGCAGCUUAAAAAGUUUACCAGAAGAGUUGGUGGAAGAGAUCUUGGCAUGGCUUCCAGUAAAAUCAUUAGUUCGUUUCAAGUGCGUUAAAAAGUCAUGGUCAGCUCUUUUCCAAACCCCAACUUUCAUUGCCAAACACCUUCGUUACAGUCAGUCUAAAACUAAAAACCAUCCAAAUCCAACUCUUCUUGUCCAGCUCCUUAGCCGAAGAAGCCUUAUUUCAAAAUACCUCCUGCAAUCUCAUCAUCACGACGAGGCCAAUGACCACCGAAGUGUUUAUCAUGAUCACCUCCUGCAAUAUCAUCAUGAUGUUGGUUCUGUUUCUGAAGAAGAUGAUUAUGUUUCUGAACAAGAAGGACGACUACCUUUUGUGGACUACUUUCAGGGGGAGAACAUGAUGAGUGGCUUGUUCACAGAUGGACUACUAUUCCCCAACAUGUUUGCUUGCAUCAACGGCAUUAUUUGUAUUGGCGGUCUAUUCAAUUGCUACCCCUCCUUUCAUGGCUUUGUUUUAUGGAAUCCGGCGAUCAGAGAAAGUAAAACCGUUGCCUAUCCCUUGACCCUACCUCCUGAUUUUGUUCAAGCAAAAAAAUCGUUUUCCUUUUUUGCCUUUGGUUAUGAUCAAAUUUCAAAUGACUACAAGGUGGUUAGAGUAGACAGAUACACUAUGAAAUCUGCAAUCACAAGCUACUACAAUUCUUUUUAUGUUUACUCCCUAAGGGCUGAUUCCUGGACCCAAAUAUUUAGCAACCCUUUUCAUCAUUCAAACGUUAGGGUGGAUUCUCGUCAUGAUGAAAUAUACUUUAAUGGAGUUCAUCAUUGGCUUGGUUUCCCCAACGAAGAACCCAGGGAGAGAUAUAAUAGUCACAUAAUUAUAUCCUUUGACAUGAGCCAUGAGGUUUUUCAAAUAAUAAGGUUUCCAGAGUUUUCAACAAGAAAAAGCGAAAGUCUUGCUGUAUUCAAUGAUUGCCUUGCUUGUACUCUUUAUGGUAUCACUGAAUGCAUUGAUAUUGAUAUAUGGGUGAUGCGUGAAUAUGGGGUCGAGGAUUCUUGGACCAAACAGCUUGUUGUAAAUUCCCCUGUACCAAUUACAUGUCCAGUACGAUUUUACGGGAAUGGAGAAUUACUUCUGUUUGAUAAAAAUUGGGCAAUGGUUUUGUAUAACAUUGGUUCUCAAGAAAUUAGGAUUCUUCAAUGCACAGGCCAUCCAAACACAUCCCUGCCAAUGCAACUUAUCGAUUACGUGGAGAGUCUUGUUUCAUUCACAGGUGGAAUUGUGUUUUAG